UGAUCUCAGUUCUUCGACGUGUCGACAACAGGCAGCAUUUGAGCGCUUCAUCGGCAGUCAGAUUGAAGGCCAACCAGUUGCAUCAGCUCAAGGCGUGACUUUGUCCGACUGCAUAUCGCUGUGCUUCCAGAAUCUCAACUGCAAGAGUAUUAACUAUGACCGCACUCAGAUGACGUGCUAUGUGUUUUCGGCUGGACGAGCAGACGCGCAAAUCAAAUCAAAUCCAUCCACCGAUUACUACGAGUUUAACUGCGGCAGGUUUUACUGUCAGAUCAGUGUUAGUCCUAGAAAACUUCAACGCCUGGCAGUAGAAAAAUCGCAGUUUGGUGGUAUGGCGUUGUGCACCAACGAAGGCAUACGCUUCAUCGUAAACACGAAAGAGCCAUACACGGGCGCAAUCUAUGCUGCAGAACGAUUCGGUACAUGCUCACAGGUUGUGGAGAAUGCUAAGCAAAUAUCCAUCAAUUUUCCGCCACCUACUGUUUCUGGCGAUUGUGGAACCGUGAUCAAGGAUGGCAAACUGGAAGCAUUGGUGGUUGUAUCGCUGGAUGGUGUGCUUCCACAUCAGGUUACAACAGAAUGGGAUCGUUUCUAUCGUGUAUCUUGUGAUAUCUCUAUGGACAAGAUGAUGCGGGAGGGCACAGUCGUCGUUACCACCAUUUAUGACGCCGGGGAAGCAAAUACUCGUGUUCUUGCCAUGGGCACACCGCCUCCGGUAACAGCAACGCUAUCGUUCUUAGGCGCUGAUGAUCAGCCACUGGAGAAGGCUUCAAUUGGCGACCCAAUCCAAGUGGUCGUGACAUCAGAGCAGGCUGGGCCGCAUAAUAUGAUGAUAACCGAAUGCACAGCAACAAGAGUUGGCGGAGAGGGUGACGCCGUACCUUUUACAAUCAUCGAAAAUGGGUUAGCGCAGCGCCGUUAUUUAAAAACAGUCCAGUCCAUUUAACA
Molecule: messenger RNA, 948 nt
Organism: Gongylonema pulchrum
Lineage: Eukaryota; Metazoa; Nematoda; Chromadorea; Rhabditida; Gongylonematidae
Source: the annotation of a GenBank genome assembly